Cyphellophora europaea CBS 101466 is the source of this 1563-nucleotide messenger RNA. RefSeq lists its product as uncharacterized. The record is from RefSeq and is a predicted model, not a curated record. The coding region runs from base 1 to 1563 and encodes 520 amino acids. Lineage: Eukaryota; Fungi; Ascomycota; Eurotiomycetes; Chaetothyriales; Cyphellophoraceae. The transcript is spliced from 2 exons.
AUGGCGCCCACCUCGCCCACUUUCUCUCCAGGCUACGAACCAGUCUCUCCAAUUGACAUCACUUCUGGUCCUUACCGCAAUCGCUCUGUAGGUUUCGACAACAGCGACGACGACAAGUCUCGACCCAAGGUCAUUACUCGCUCUCUUCGCACCGACUCGAGCUCAUCAACUACGCCGUCACUGAAGUCACCACGGAAGGCGCGCUUCGCUGAAGCAACUUCCGUCCUCUCGCCUGCCACUGGUCCUGGUGACUCUCGUUCGCCUUUUGCGGAUCCCAAGAUGGCAGAGGGCGGCCCCAAGCCAUCUGACGUCGGCUUUGGCUAUAUCGCCGACAGCCAACCCCGAGAACAGUUUGCGACAGUGCCAUCUGAGAAUGGCGCUCCACCUCUGAAAUCUGCCAUGAAGACCCCAGGCACGGGUGGCCGGCUGCUGAACCCUCUGAGCCCCACCUUCAAGGAGGAAAUGGACCUCGAGAAGCAGGAAGACAAAACCGACAAGGAGCAAGCCCGCGACUUGAAAGUCAAGACCAGAGUCCGGAUGGCCAAGAUGGUAUUGCGAGGCGUUAACUUUUCGUGCUCGCUGAUUGUGCUCGCUAUGCUGAGCACUGUUCUCACCAUCUUCCACGCAACGCGGUCUAUUCCGCCCAGGAACAACACGCCUGCAUGGGCACCCAACACUCCCAUCUGGCCACAGGUUGUUGUCCUCACAAUCGCCUGUGUCUCACUGCUCUUCGCGAUCAUUGUGCUGGCAGCAUAUUGCCGAGGUGGUCACAAGCGAGCUGAGAAGGUUGCUGUUUACUACACCAUGUUUGCACUUGGCUGGUUCAUCUUCAGUAUCGUCAUGUGGCUCGUUGGCGCAGGCAUUCUACAGGGCACGAAGUCCACCGGCGGCGGUCAAGAUCUCUGGGGAUGGUCAUGCAAGGACAACAAGCGACGAGAGCUGUUUGAACAGGACGUUCACUACGCACUUGUGUGCCGCCUGCAGGACUGGAGCUUGAUCUGCUGCAUCAUCGAGGUUAUUGUCGAGGUCAUCGUCAUCGCCAUCUACGGUAUUGUCUUCUACCGCUUCUGGUCGAAGAACAAGCUCAGGAAGAGCAUGGACGCCCGCGACCGAGCCCGAACGGAUUUGUAUCUUGCUCAGCUUCGCAGUCAGAGCGCCCCCAACACUCCCGGCUUCAUCAACACCCCGCGUGCUGAGAAGUUCCACUCUGCCGACACUCCCAGGACCCCGGGCUUCCCAAACCUGCGCAAGAAUGUCGACGAUGAAGAUGACGACUCGCCAACGCAGUAUGCACAGUCUUCUCAGGUCCAGCCACAAGCGGCGCAGCCAUUUAAGCUGCAAGCCCCUCCGACGAGGCACACCCCAAGAACACCACAAGAUGGCUUCGAGCCCACCACCUCAUCUCCUCCGCCUCCACCUCCGACAGUAUCGCCGCCGCCGGAGGAAAGGAUGAAUGAGCACGUUGCUGCCGCGCCAGGCGAGCAAGUCUACGAAUCUGUCGCCAUCCCGGGACAGUAUGACUCAUUCCAACGCCACCAGCAGGGCCCAGGACAUGCCUACUGA